UCAUUUCACUUUUGUUCUUAUAUAUACAGGUUUCCUAAUCAUAGCCUUCUCACCACAAAAAUAAAAAAAACAUAGCAUUCUUGAAACUUUUCAUAAUGAGAACUCUAGCAAAACAGUUAGUGUCAAUUGUGUUACUUCUUGUUCUUUUAAUUGAAAUAGAGGGAGAUCUGAUUUCAACAAUUCCGAAAGACAACGCGAACAAAAAUUUCACCAACACCAGUGUUGAAGUUGAGGCGGCUAGUGAGGAUCAAGAAUCACCUAACUGUGCUACACAACCAUCGAUAUGUGACACAGAAGAACCUCCUCCAAGACGUGUAUGUUGUAGAAACCGGUGUGUUGAUGUUUCUUUUGAUGCAGACAAUUGUGGGGUGUGUGGAAUUGCUUGCCCAAGGUUUGGUAGUUGGCAUUGUUGUUGGGGUGUGUGUGUAAACAUAAACUUUAACCCUUUUAACUGUGGUGCUUGUGGAAGGCCAUGUCGUCUUGCAACUCCAUGCAUUUGGGGUAGGUGUCUUUUUACAACACCAGAACCGCCAGCACUUCUCUCCGCAGGGUCUCCUGAGGAGAACUCACCAAAGAUCCCUAAUCAUUAGUAUGAUCAAUAUCCUAAACACCCUCACCCAAUAUUGCGAGUGGGCUUAUUUAUUAUUUUAUAUCAUAAGA
Messenger RNA from Medicago truncatula (barrel medic), 660 nucleotides. RefSeq names its product protein STIG1. Bases 96 to 590 code for a protein of 164 amino acids. The transcript has a single exon. The record is from RefSeq and is a predicted model, not a curated record. Lineage: Eukaryota; Viridiplantae; Streptophyta; Magnoliopsida; Fabales; Fabaceae.